GACGUUUGCCUGGCGUGAAAACGUCACGAAAGUUCAAGCUUGCGAAGAAUCAACAAAUAAAAAUAUCGCCAAGCCGAACGCGCAGUGAUUUCGUCGACGAACUAAACCUAAAAAGCCGGUUAAAAGUUAAAUGUGUUAAUUAACCAGUUCGGUGAAAUGAAGUAAUGGCUGCUGGAUUGUCUCGAAGCCGCCGUGUUUAGAGAAUGAACGGUUUCAGCACCGGUGAAGAAGAUUCGCGGGGUCCUACGGACCAAAUUUGUUGUUUAAUUGAUAACGGGGAACGGUGCAUAAAGGCUGCUGGAAACGCGUCGUAUAGCAAAAGAAUUCAGAAAACUGUAACGCAGAGAAGACUUAAUUUGUUGCUAGAUAAUACCGCUCGUCACAUUUACAUCUGCGAUUUCCACAAGAUGAUUAUACAGUGUGCCAGGACGAAACGCCGAAGAAAAGACUCCGAGGACGAUAGCAAUGAGACGGACACGGACAUACCGGAAGUGGAUCUCUUCAAUUUGCAAGUCAACACUUUGCGAAGGUACAAGAGACACUACAAGGUGCCGAUGAGGCCGGGACUGAACAAAGCUCAACUGUCAGACAAUUUGAUGAAGCAUUUUAAAACAAUACCAGUGAAAGAAAAAGACGUAGUUACCUUUUUCAUCUAUACCGUGAAAACGAACGGCAAUAAGUUGGAUCAGAAGAAUGGCAUAAACAGUACCGACACCACUUAGAUUAAAGACGUUUGACAACAUUAAAAUGUAAGUGAAGCUUUUUUUAUUAAUCAUUUUCGAAUCUACGAUUUUAGACUAGGUUUCAUUUCAUAUUGAAAUGAAUUAUUAAAAUGAGCCCUGUUGUUGCUCAAAGAUUUUAAACUUGUUCGAAAAUGAGUGAUUAAAAGGCAAAUAAAUAUAAAUCAUAGAGAAUGAUGUAAUAUGAUACAUUUCAAUUAUAUUUUGUAAAAAGAAGGUUGUAUUCGUUUUAUUCAAAGGUUUUAUUUUUGUCUUAGAGAAAUAAGUAAACAUAGAGAAGUAAUAUUUAUACUUCUGUGGCGAGAACUUACAACCGAGAAAAAUCAAAGAUUUUCCUUGAUUUAAGUAAAAACAAUCUUCGGUUUGUCACGACGUUUUUAACAGCACACUGUCUCCUCAACCUUAGGGCUCGAACACACUGACGACCAGGUCGCACCGGCCAGGCCGCAGCUACCUCUAAAACCAUUAAAUCAAAUGAU
This is a messenger RNA of Sitophilus oryzae (rice weevil), 1219 nucleotides long. It is a transcript of the gene Sap30, whose product is annotated as histone deacetylase complex subunit SAP30 homolog. Gene Ontology annotation, cellular component: histone deacetylase complex. Bases 204 to 722 code for a protein of 172 amino acids. Gene Ontology annotation, biological process: regulation of DNA-templated transcription. Gene Ontology annotation, molecular function: protein binding; transcription coregulator activity. The transcript is spliced from 3 exons. Lineage: Eukaryota; Metazoa; Arthropoda; Insecta; Coleoptera; Curculionidae. The record is from RefSeq and is a predicted model, not a curated record.